Molecule: messenger RNA, 510 nt
Organism: Durusdinium trenchii
Lineage: Eukaryota; Dinophyceae; Suessiales; Symbiodiniaceae
Source: the annotation of a GenBank genome assembly
AUGGACGAUUUGCAGGAGUACUGCAAACAGUGGUCAGGGCAACGCUGCUGGCAUUGCUUGGAUUUGUUUUCUCGGAGCCGCAAUUUCGAGCGCCAAUUCGAGAAGAACGGGUUCACGGCUACUUCCUACGAUGUGUUGAACAACCCGCUUCAGGACAUCACCACAAGAGCUGGCUUUUUGGUUCUAUUGAACCUGGGACUUCAGCUGAUGGAUGAUGCCCUGAUGGCAUGCGCACCACCGUGUAGUCUCUUCGUGGGCAUUUCAUCCUCAGUCCAUAUGCGGUCGGAGUUUCGAUUGCUCGGAGACACCAGCAGGAGGUGUGUGCGGUUGAGCAAUUUGAUCUUGUCAAACUUUGUUGUGUUUCUCAUGCUGAUGAAGACCUUCAGACCACGAUUGUUCGUCAUGGUGGAACAGCCCGCCUCGAGUUGGCUUUUCAAGCAGGCCAACUUCAAAGAGAUCAUCCGUACUUGGAAUUUGCGGAAGACCCUGACCAACAUGGGUCUUUUCGGC